CAUCAUCUCAAGUAAGAAAAUACCUGAAAUUUUACAACUUAUUGGAACUAGUGGUUUUAAUAGCGAUGGUAAAGUAGAUUGGAGAUAAAAUAGGGGAUUAAGGGGAGACGGUGGGAAAUAGUGGUAGAGAGCAAUCGUUCAUGGAGGCAAUAUCCACCAUUCAACAAUAUCUAAGUACUCAUUACAUUCAACAACAAUAGCAUAACGCAGUGUAAUGAAAGUUUAUUUUUCUAUACAGAGAAAUGGAUCGGCGUCUGUGCCUCAAUUUGGAGCAUGGGAGCAAAAUUCCGGGAAAAAUCAUAACUUUUCCAUGGUAUUCUCCCAAGCUCGUGCAAACAAGCAGCAGCAUAGACAAAACCUAGCACACCACAGCCCAGUAAACGAGCAAGAGAUGGCUGGCAAGCACCAAGAGGUCUCACCCAGGAAAAACAGUCCUACUCCAGCGCCUCAGGUUGGAGCAUGGGAUUCAAAGGCCAAGGGCAGUCCUGAUAAUUACAUGGUGUCCCCCAAAGCUUGUUCCAACAAGAAGACACAUAAACAUGAUAUGACACACCGAAGCCUAGGAAAUGAGCAAGAACUUGGCAAGCAUCAAGAGGUUUCGACAAUGAAAAAUAGCCCUGUGGCAGUGCCUCAGAAUGGAGCACGGGAUCAUAAGACUGGGAACAAUCCAAAUUACCCCAUGGUGUUUCCACAGGAUCAUGCCAAAAAGCAGCAGCAUAGACAUGGUUUAGCACGCCACAGCCUGGGAACUGAGCAAGAGCUUGGCAAGCACCGAGAUGCUUCACCUAUGAAAACUGGUUGGUUGUCUGUACCUCAAUUUGGAGAGUGGGAGCAAAAGACUCCGAGUGAGACCAAUUAUUCUGUGGUGUUCUCUCAAGCGCGCGCCAACAGGAAGAAGCACAAGAGUGAUUUAACUCACCGUAGCUAUGACUUUGAUCAGGAACUUCUACCCAGGGAGCGAGAGAAGUCUGCCACGAGGAAAAAGAAGAAGUUCCUAACCUACAUUAGUUGCUGUCUUCCUGUAUGAUGCAGUGGUUUUUAGUGUGAGCGAGGAGCCCCCUUUGUAGCAAUCUUGAACUGACUAUUUCUCCUGUAUUCAUAAAUGAAAGCAUGAGAGAGUUUUAUCAUUUUUCAUCAGAGUAUAUAUAUGCAUCCAAGCCUCUUGCUUGGAGUAAAAGAAACAAGAAAAUUUAGCAAUGUUAUAAUCAAAAGCUGUGAGAUUCUUGGUA
This is a messenger RNA of Capsicum annuum, 1229 nucleotides long. RefSeq lists its product as uncharacterized. Lineage: Eukaryota; Viridiplantae; Streptophyta; Magnoliopsida; Solanales; Solanaceae. The record is from RefSeq and is a predicted model, not a curated record. The coding region runs from base 215 to 1027 and encodes 270 amino acids. The transcript is spliced from 5 exons.